UGAGCAUCUUCACGGCUACUUGACGUACCGCCGGCCGGCCAUUAAAUUUGGCCUCUCAUUUUACUCGAAUCAUUUGCAUUUGUCAAGCAUGGCGAGUUCUCUGGCGGCUUCCUUGGCAGUGGUCUUGCACGUCUGUGCUUCCCACGACUGCUUCAGGUACCCGCUCACCGGCGAUCCAUGCACCGUUAGCGGGUACCUCCUCGGCAACUCCACCAACUGCACCGGCGGAGACACCGAAGACUGCUGCGCGGCCGGCGUGCUGUACCCUCAGUACCUCUGCUCGCCGCCCGUCACCGGCGAGACGCCAGCGAGUAUGGUCAUCGGCAGCUUCGCGCAGGGCGGGGACGGCGGCGGCGCCGCGAGCUGCGACGGAAGGUACCACAGCGACGACGAGACGGUGGCAUCGUUGUCGACGGGGUGGUUCGAGGGCGGGUCGCGAUGCAACAGGAACAUCACCAUCAGCGGGAACGGCAGGCGGGUGGCGGCCACGGUGGUGGACGAGUGCGACUCGGUGGUCGGGUGCGAGGAGGAGCAGGGGUUUUAUCCGCCGUGCCGGAACAACAGGAUCGUUGCUUCGCCGGCGGUUUGGAAGGCGUUGGCGAUCCCCGAAGCCCUGAUUGGGGAUUAUAAUGUUACAUGGGCGGAUGCAUAUUAAAAGGGCUAGGUAGCUGCACCAUGAUGCUGUUUAAUUACACAAUUGUGCUCCCUUCAGAAUGG
Molecule: messenger RNA, 717 nt
Organism: Zingiber officinale
Lineage: Eukaryota; Viridiplantae; Streptophyta; Magnoliopsida; Zingiberales; Zingiberaceae
Product: putative ripening-related protein 1
Exons: 1
Coding region: 89-655 (188 amino acids)
Source: RefSeq, a predicted model, not a curated record